CUUCAUCUAGGUUUGGCUCAACAGCUGACAGAGAAGUGAAAAACUGUCUUCUCAAUGGAAGACAACAGCGAACCUGAGCAGAGCUCCUGGGCUCAUCUACCUGAUGUCUGCCUGAGGCAUGUCUUCCAUUGGUUAGAUGACAGGGACAGAUCUCGGGCUGCCUUGGUCUGUAAAAAAUGGAGUUGUGCCAUGUAUUCAGGAUCCCUCUGGAGAAGGAGAACCAUCACAUUCUAUGGCCGACCAUCAAGGGCACACACAUUGGAGCUUCAAAGUGCACUGUGGUAUGUCAAGAAAUUUGGCAAGUAUUUGGAGCACCUUGAGAUCAAGUUAUCGAAUCCUUACAAUACUGCCUUUACCCAAAAGUUUCAAGUCACUAUGAAAGGUCUUCUUUCACACCUGGGUAAGUGUAACAGUCACCUAGUAUCCCUGAGCAUCAAGUACCUGGAAUUAGACCGCUUGAUCUGGAAAAACAUGGUCAGGGCUCAGUUUAUCAAGAACUUAGCUACCUUCCUGAAAAAAAUGAGCAAACAGCUUGAUUAUCUCAACUUAAAAGGUGCGGGAGUAACCUUGGAAGAAGGCUGUGAGCUUCUGAAUUCUCUGAGCUGCUUGACAAAUAAAAGCUUUGUAUCUGAAAUCAAUAUUGAGGAUUUCUUCAGUCUCCACCCUCCUGUCUACAGCAGCACCUUGUUUCACCAAGCUAUGUCCAAGUUCUGCAGCCUGGUCAUCCUGUCUUUAAAUUAUAACUGCAUCUCUGAUGAACUGCUGGACAUCCUGCGGAAGCACAGUGCUCAUUCCCUGUGUACCUUGAAUAUCAAAUGUCAUAUCCAUGAUCCUCAUGGGCAAGUGGUCUGGGGAAUGUCGUGGGCAAACUUAGCCAAGAGAGCCCCAAAACUAAAUGUGAACUUCUUCUUUGAAAGAGUCAUGAAGCAUGAUCACCUAGCCAGGAUCCUGCUAGUGGAGAUCCCAGUCAGGAGCAUCAGUCUACGGAGCUGCUAUUUCAGUGACCCAGACUGGACAAUGAGACCUACCCUCACCAAUCUCCUCCCAGCCUACUGGCAUGUUCUGCAGAAAUUAACACUUGAACUGAACAAUGACCAUGAGCUGCUGGAUGAUGAGCUGCUACAGCUCAUCUUAUCAUGCAAGAGGUUGUUAUUUCUGAAAGUCUGGGCAUUUCUAAGUGUCGCUUUUAUGGAGAGGCUGCUACAAAACCGUGCAGAAAGGAAAUGCAUUUUGACUACCAUAAAGGUCAGGAUUUACAUAGCCCGACAAGAAAGCAGUGAGGAGGAUCAGCUGUUGUACGAUAUUUACAGGAAGUUCAAAUACCUGAUUGACUCAGAGCUGAAUUAUUUUGUCAUCACCUACCCAAUGGUGUAA
Molecule: messenger RNA, 1374 nt
Organism: Haliaeetus leucocephalus (bald eagle)
Lineage: Eukaryota; Metazoa; Chordata; Aves; Accipitriformes; Accipitridae
Gene: FBXO39
Product: F-box protein 39
Exons: 3
Coding region: 55-1374 (439 amino acids)
Molecular function (GO): protein binding
Source: RefSeq, a predicted model, not a curated record